This is a messenger RNA of Solanum pennellii, 2159 nucleotides long. RefSeq lists its product as uncharacterized. The transcript has 2 exons. The coding region runs from base 957 to 1457 and encodes 166 amino acids. NCBI's taxonomy places the organism in Eukaryota, Viridiplantae, Streptophyta, Magnoliopsida, Solanales, Solanaceae. The record is from RefSeq and is a predicted model, not a curated record.
UAGAUCUGUCUAUUUAGUUGACUUCAAAAAGUUUCAAUUUUUAUGUGUUUUUUUAAAAUUUUGAAUAAUAUUUGGGUCAUAAUCUUAUUAAGAACUUUGUUAUCACUAAUCUUUUUUUUGUAGUUUGUUGUUGGGGUUCAUGUGUUUUAGUGCAUUGUGGUAACUAAGUUUGGAUACGGAGUUAAGAUUUUGAGUUUAUGUGUUUCGGAUUCUAAAAGAAUGUGGUUUAUUGGGUUCUUGAUGUAUGAUUUAUGCGUAUUAAGUGAAUUUUUUAAAGUCAAAUACGAGGUUUGAGCUAAAGCUAUUGGAUUCGAUUGAACCUAUACGUACACCUGUCUAUCUCAGUUUAGAUCUGUCUAUUCAUUUGACUAUGAAAAGUUUCAAUUUUUAUGUUUUUUUCUUCUUAUUUUUGGGUAUGGGGUUUUAUAUGGUCAUAAUCUUAUUAAGAACUUUGUUAUCAUUAAUGCUAUUCAUUGAUUACUGAGUUAUUCAUUGAGAUUCAAGUUUAGUGCAUUGUGGUCACUUAGUUGAGAUGGUGAUUUUAUAAAGAUUCAUUUUUUCUUUGUUUUUUUUUCAACUUUGGGGUCUAUAAUCUUGAAUUUGAUUUGGUGUAUACGUCGUGGAGUUAUGUAUAGUUGACAACCUACUGUUAACGAUUGUGGUCUACUGGUAAGUAUUACUAUAUCCUUAACUAGAGGUCUAGGUAUUGAGUUGCUUUCGUAGGGACUUUUCGAUGUGAAUCCAGAAAAAUCGGACCCCAAAAGCAGGUACCAAACAUCGGUGGCAAACAAAUGAAAGAAAGUUGAUAACUUUGUGGUCCUCCUGUAAUCUUGAAUUUGAUUUGGUGUAUACGUCGUGGCGUUAUCUAUAGUUGACAACCUACUGUAGAAGAUUGUGGUCUAGUGGGUCUAACUAAAUACUAUCUGGUAGAUCAAUCCGAGAAAAUUUGAAAAAUCAUGGCUCAAACGUUAGAAGCCACUAAAGUCGGUGGAGGUUCGAUUAAAGUGGGAACUACAGGUAAAGUUAGUGCAUUGAUGUCAAGAGAAUUACAUUCCAAGAAACCGUCUUCUCAGGCACCAACAUCAUCUAGGAAUAAAGCUCCUACUGUUUGUGGUUUCAUCGCUGGUAGCGCGACUAGUCCAAAGAGAAUGAAGACGAGAACACCAAGUGAUGAAGCAAGCAGCAGCGGAACAACAUCUAAGCAUAAUACUAAAAGCCCCGAAUCGUUAAGGAAGACGAAGCACAACAGCAGAAAAACACAUCAAAUUCCAAUACUAGAAUCAGAAAACAUUUCAGUAGAUGGAACUCCUAUUAGCAAGAAACCUGACAGAAAGGGACCUUACAUGGUGGAAAUCGUUGACGUAAAAUGCAAAAGUAUGGACAGAACUUGGGCUACCCCUAUAAAAAAUAGCCUAAAGAAGCUCCGUUUCACAAAGCUAUCUGACAGCUCGGUCUAACUGCUAUGUUGCUCGGACUCUCCAAAAAUACACUACUUUUGAAGAAUCUGACAUGCAUCCAGCCACAGUUUUGAAGAGUCGGAGCAACAUAGGAUCUAAAGUACACGACAAGCUUCAAACGUCAGCCUUUUAGAUUCCUGUAAGUGAAUCUUGAUAUAGCAGCUGGUGGAUUACAUUCUGCAACUUCUACCAUUGAACACAUACUAGGCAUUAUCAGCUUACUAGUCCUUUUCUUUUUGGGAUUCGCGAUCAACGAUCCAAGCCUUGGUCUGCUAGUAGAAGCCACAUCUGAAACUUGACGUGACUUGUGAGUUAUGUUACUCAGACUCUUCAAAAACGUUGACUGGUGUUGCGUGUCAGAUCCUCCAAAAGUAGUAGGCAACGUUUUUGGAGAGUUCAAGCAACAUCUAUGCUGGUAUAGUUGUAGCUUAUUGAAGUACUCUAUUUCUCGUAAUACGAGGGAUCCAACGGUUCCUCUGCUGCCUAUCUCAACAAGAGGAUUAUUUGCAGCAACUGUAAAGCCUAAGCCAUUAGUUUUAUACUCAAAUCUUUGCAUUAUAUGAGGGAAAAUUGUGGUAUGAAGUUGACAAAAAGUGUGUUUGAUAUGUGAAUUGGUAUUUUUUGGUUAUAAAGUGAAAACUAUAGUCUUGAAUGAAGAUAGGGAGGCCCCUAUGAUCACUUCAUUCAUGUGCUUCUUGUUAA